This is a messenger RNA of Pararge aegeria (speckled wood butterfly), 3730 nucleotides long. RefSeq names its product replication initiator 1-like. The record is from RefSeq and is a predicted model, not a curated record. Gene Ontology annotation, molecular function: DNA-binding transcription factor activity, RNA polymerase II-specific; RNA polymerase II transcription regulatory region sequence-specific DNA binding. Gene Ontology annotation, biological process: regulation of transcription by RNA polymerase II. The transcript is spliced from 17 exons. The coding region runs from base 435 to 2777 and encodes 780 amino acids. NCBI's taxonomy places the organism in Eukaryota, Metazoa, Arthropoda, Insecta, Lepidoptera, Nymphalidae. Gene Ontology annotation, cellular component: nucleus.
GUCUGUGGCAAAAUAUGGAAUUUUGGAAAAUGAUUAAUUGUUCAAGAUAGCCAUUUACCCUCUAUCCAAUUAUUGCAAAAUAUAUUCGCUCUCCAAAUAUUGCUAUAGCUAAAGUGAAUGUCUUUACCUAAAAUCAAGUGUACAGUAAGUAAAAUCUAACCUAUAGCCGAACUUUGGUUAUAUUGUGUUUUCAUCCAUGUUGAACUAUUGAUAAGUUCUGUGAUUGCGUCAUUUAAACGUAUCGAUAUACGCGGUAUCUCUAAUUAUUUAUUGAUCACGCUAGGUACAAUUCUUUUAAUUCCAUAAUUUUGUCGUAUUGUAUUAAGUUACAAUAGAUGCAUAGAAGUUGGCGUAUGUAUUUGACAAUGUCUCACUGCAAUAGAAGAACUGCUAAAUAUAGAAUCCUCUUAGUGUCAUAAAAUACAGGUAUAAAAAUGGACAUAAUCAAAGAAGAAAUCAAAAUGGAAUCAGAAGAAUUCACCCUCCAAUGGGAGGAAGAUAAGUCCUCUAAUAUAGUGGCAAGCGAAGAAGUAAUAUGUGGAAUUGAUAAUGUGCAGAAUGAAUCUUAUGGGAAUAUGACAUCUGAAGAAAUCAUAGCACACACUGAUCAAAUGGCUGCAGAGAAUCUAAUGUUUCUCUCACAAGAUGUUGUUAGCUACACAGAGAGUGCUGAAUUGGCAGAGGACCCUAAUGUAGAGUGUGUAACAGAGGAAGUUAUCACUGAUGACUGGGUUCUUUCUGGUGGACAAGAGAGGUGCAACAGAUUUAUAGUUGAAGUGCCUUUAGAACAUUUAGCGAAUCCAGUUCAAGAUGUUAAAGUAGAGAAUGAUAUUGAUGUACCAUUACCAACAGACCAAGAUGAAUACACAGCAAUGCGUCCAUGGCCGUGCGACUUUUGUUCACGUCGGUUCCGUAAAAAGGCUGCUCUCAUGAAUCAUAUGGUGGCUCAUCAGAACGACCGUCCGCACGCCUGCAACCUGUGUGGGGUGCGAUAUGUACGCAAAUGUGAUCUCAUGAACCACCUUAAAGUUCAUGCAAUGGUGCCAGAUACCCCUGACAUGAUGGAUUACGAGGAAAUAAUUUCUCCCCAAGUGGUAAAAAUGAAGAAAAAGAGAGGCAGACGGAAGAAGAAUCCAGAACCAGUAGAGAACGGCGUUUGGGAGCAUAUGACGUCAGCGCGUACGCAGCAAUGGUCGCGACGAGGCCGCACACCCCCCAAAGCUGAACCCGUACCUCCCUCGCCCCCUUCGCCUUCGCCCUCCCCUCCCUCGCCUCUCCCGCCGCCCGCAGACCCCGCGCGUCCCUUCGUGUGCAGGCAUUGCGGCGUUGGUUUCGCUAGAGAGAAAGCCCUCCAGUCGCAUGCUAGGGUACACGGCGGGGAUUCCCCCGUGGAUUGUGGCGAGUGCGGAGAGCUUUGCUGGUCGCGCGAAGCGUUGCGAACGCACUGCGCCACCCGCCACCCACACCUUGCGCACGCGACUCCCGCUGCCACUGAGGCCGCGUACGAAGACAACUCUGGUGACGAUAUGGAGUUCCGACUGUCGCCGAUAGCGCACAGCGGAAGCGAACGUGAAAGGGAACGCGACCGAAUGGUAGAUAUGCGAGGUCCGGAAUUGUUCUGCGGUGACUGUGGAGUGGCGUUCCAGAGGGCCGACUUGCUGCGGAGACACGUCACUGCGGCGCAUAGCUACAAGCGGCACGACAGCACUAGCAGUACGUGGGAGCAGGAACACACGUGCGACGUUUGCGGCGAGAGCUGCACGGAUGCGCUUCAACUACUUGCGCACGCUGAGAGACAUGCGGAACGACCUCGCACCAACAACAGAUUAAAACGAAUGUCCAGAGGUCGAAAUAACGCGUCAUCUGGCACCGGUGCGAGACAAUUCCCGUGCAGAGAGUGUGGAAAGGUUUUCGGUUCACGGAGCUCCCAACAGAUUCACGUGCGUAUUCAUACGGGUGAACGACCAUACGCGUGCCGGUUUUGUUGGAAGGCCUUCGCGGACGGUGGUACUCUGCGCAAACACGAAAGGAUUCAUACAGGUGAAAAACCAUACGCCUGUGCCGUUUGUCCGCGCGCCUUCAACCAACGUGUGGUGUUGAGGGAACAUGUGCGAUCGCAUCACUCCGCGCCUGAUAGACGUGCUAAUGGUGGAUACCAAUAUUGCUGUGUCGUUUGUGGGCGGCCUUUACAUUCGAGCGCGGAGUUGGUUCAACAUCUUAUUCAACACUGCGACGAAAACACUGCAUUGAAAAGACAGCCUCAGAACGGACCAAGGAAAUACAAGCGGCGACGAAAAAUUAAAAUCGAGCGGCCACCCUCGCCAAUGGACUGGGCCCUCCCAUCCCCCUCGCCGGUGGCCUCCGCUGCCGCGUCCCGCUCACCCUCGCCUGCCCCCUCGGAUGCCCCCUCGCACUCUCCCUCAAGAACAGUAUCCCGGUCGCCCUCCCCGCCGCCCACACGCGCCGCCCGGGCCACGCGCGCCCCCCGCGCCUCACCGGCCCCUCGGCGUCGAAGGCGACGCGUGCCCGCAGUGCCCGCGCAGCGCCCUAAGAUGAUACACACAGAGGAGCCCCGGUCCAAGGCUAAUAAGGCUAGGAACCGCAGACCGCCCAGACACCCGGCAGACGACCUACGCGCAAUCGGACCCCACUCACCGUCACCGCCGCCCGCGAUCCCCGCACCUCCCGUCGAGGAAGAGGUCUACAAGUGCGAAAUGUGCUCCAUGGAAUUCCCGCGAAGAGAUGCUUUAUUGCUGCACGUGCCUGUACAUAUAUGACACAAAAGGAACCUUCGACCGCGGCGUGCAGUCUAAAGACACUUAGCAAUACGCAAUAUUUGGUGAGCGAAACGUCGUGCCUAUCAAUACAUCGGCACCGAAAAAAAAUUGUUAGGUGACCUCGAUGAAAUCGCACGGUAAAUUGCGACGAAAGACUGAAACCUUCAUAGUGAUACACGCAUCCCAGAUGGUACUUGCAGGCUCGAUUAUUACCACGCUAAUCAGUCCAAGAAGUAAAAUAUAUUAACCAUGGUUUAUCGAGACUUAAAUAUUUAAGUUUUACGAAAUAAAACGCAUAAGUAAAUAUGUGAUUAUGAAAUGGAUAAAUGCUUACCACAUAUUUUUCGAGCGCUGUAUAGCGGGAGACCCCAACAGCUUUCGUGGUUUUAUUUCAUAACUAAAAUGACAAAUAAUAUGAAAGAGUGAAAUAAAGUAUAUUUUAAUCAACGUUUUAAACUACUUUUUAUACAAAAUUCGGUGAGCAUUUACCCGUUUAAGCAGGAAUUUUAAUUUGUUUAAAAUAACAUUUCUAACGUUAACAUACAUACAUGCUAAAGUUUAUUAACAAAGGUGUCUAACUUCUUGGAAUGCUAGAUGGAGUUAUCCGUCCGCAUGGACCGUGUUGGGUCAAUCAUUCCUCAGUAGCAUUUUAAAUAAAGCUACAAUGGUUUCCGCAGCCAAAGAGUAAUAUGAAUACUAUGUUUUGGCACUUUUGUAAGUAAAGUAACCUAGUCGUGACUGGCAUAAGCGUUUGUAGCGCAAAUUUAUAAAAAUCGUUCUGCCGAAAUUAAAUCGAAAAAAUCUGCUCGGUUUGCUGCGCAGAAAGACAAUUUAAAACAUCAAUAAAAUAGUUAUUGUUUGAGUCAAAAUCUUCCAGUGUCGGGUUAUUUGAUGUCCAGGAGUGGAUGCAUAUUGACUGAUGGAACUAAAAAAAAACUUAACUAACUACUACU